UCUGAUGAAGAAGAGAAAGGAUUGUUGAAGGAGGCUGAUGAUGAUGGUUAUGAGCCAUUGUCAUUUGUGCUGCCAAAGAAAAGGAAGAGCAGGGCAAAGCAGAGGCCUCCUAGAAAAUGGUACAAUGAGAAAAUGGAGGCACCACAUGAGCAAUUAUGUCUAAAGAUGUGUUUCAAGGAUCAACAUCAAUUCAGAGAGGCUUUGUUGAACUUACACAUCACUCAAGGCAGAAACUUCAAAUAUCAUAGGAACUCAGAUCAAAGAAUAAUUGUAGAAUGCAACCAAAAACAUUGCAACUUCUUUAUGGUGGCAGCAGUUAUAAAAGGUGAAACUACUUUUGUAAUUAAGAAGAUGAGAAUUAAGCACACUUGCCCUAUUAGUACAGAGACAACAAGGGUAAGUGCCAAGUGGCUUGCACAGAAGUAUGAGUCACUGUUCAGAUCUGAUCUAACAACUGGCAUUCAGACUUUGAUUGAUGCCUGCAUGGAGAAGUAUGGUGUGGAUGUGCCCAAGUCAAUGGCAUAUAGGGCAAAGAACCUAGCUAUUGAUGCUGUGCUAGGAGACCACAAGAAGCAAUACCCUAGGUUGAAAGACUAUGCUCAGACAGUGAUGGAUACAAACCCUGGGAGUAGAGUAGUAGUCACUACUGUAACUCCAACACCCACUGAAAAAAUCCCCCAUCCAGGUCCAAGAUUCCAUGCUAUGUUCUAUUGCAUCAAUGGAGCAAGGGAGGGGUUUCUCAAGGGGUGCAGACCAUUCAUUGGUGUUGAUGGGUGCUUCAUUAAGUUAACUACUGGUGCUCAACUACUUGCUGCCACUGGUAGAGAUGGCAACAACAAUAUAUACCCACUAGCAUUUGGUAUUGUUGGGCAAGAGGACACACCUAACUGGUGUUGGUUUCUACACCAACUUAAAAUCUGCCUAGGAGGAGAAGUGGGAAGGUUUGGUCCAUAUACAAUAAUGUCAGAUAGACAAAAGGGCCUACUAAAUGCAGUGAAUGCUGUCUUUCCUAAGUGCAACCAAAGGUUCUGCCUUAGGCAUAUCUAUGCAAACUUCCAAAAUGCUGGGUUUAGGGGGGAAGAUCUGAAAAAGUGUAUGGAUAAUGCUGCCUAUGCAUAUAGUGAACACAAAUUUAACAUUGCAAUGAAUGACCUUAGAGCUGAGUGUGAGCAAGCUUGGGAGUGGCUUUGUCAAAUACCCAAGAAAACAUGGGCAAGGCAUGCAUUUGACACAAACUGCAAGACUGACCUUGUAGUUAACAAUUUAUCUGAGGUGUUCAACAAGUAUGUCCUAGAUGUUAGGAAGAAACCAAUUAGGACAAUGUGUGAUGGAAUAAAGGAUAAGCAGAUGGUGAGGUGGCAUAGGAAUAGGGAGAGUGGAAAGAAAGCUAGAUGGGACAUAACACCCCAUUAUAGUGAGAAGCUAGAGGUUGAGAAGGAGAGGGCCAAAUAUUGCAAACCAAUUCAAGCUGGUGUGGACUUGUGGCAAGUUACAAGUGGGCAGCAAACCCAUGCUGUUAACUUGCAAAUGCACACAUGUGGGUGCAGAAAAUGGGACCUAAGUGGCAUCCCAUGUAACCAUGCCAUCUCAGCAAUAAACAAGGCCAAAAGAAAACCAGAGGAUUAUGUCAGCAAGUUCUUCAAGAAAGAAAUUUAUCUGGCAGCUUAUGAACCAAUGAUCUAUCCAGUUCCUGGUGAGCAUGACUGGACAAGGACCCCUGGUCCAGACAUUGACCCACCUGCAUUUAAAGUGAAGAGAGGAAGAAAGAAAGAGAAGAGGAUCAAGGGGAAAUUUGAAGUUCCAAAGCCUAAGGCGACAUCAAGAAUGGGGACUAUAACAUGUGGCAAUUGUGGACUGCAAGGACAUAGGUACACAAGCUGCAACAAGCAGUUGAAGCCUGAGCUGGCUUUGAGGAAGAACAAACAUGUGCCUCUUGCAAGGAAUUCCAAUACUGGUGCUGCUGCUACUACACAAGCAUCAAGAACUUCUCAUCCAUCUCCUACAACAACACCAACAGCUGGAACAGCAGCUGGGAGAGGAGCUGGGAGAGGAGCUGGGAGAGGGGCUGCAGCUCCAGCUGCUGGGAGUGGUGCUGCUAGAGGUGCUGGUAGAGGUGCUGGUAGAGGUGCUGCACCAGGUGCUGGGAGAGGGAGAGAAUCAAUGCCAUAUAUGGCUUUUGUUCAUGUGGAUGCAUCUGAUGAGUGA
Messenger RNA from Triticum aestivum (bread wheat), 2205 nucleotides. RefSeq lists its product as uncharacterized. Gene Ontology annotation, molecular function: zinc ion binding. The transcript has 5 exons. The coding region runs from base 133 to 2205 and encodes 690 amino acids. Lineage: Eukaryota; Viridiplantae; Streptophyta; Magnoliopsida; Poales; Poaceae. The record is from RefSeq and is a predicted model, not a curated record.